Diaporthe citri is the source of this 1341-nucleotide messenger RNA. RefSeq lists its product as uncharacterized. The record is from RefSeq and is a predicted model, not a curated record. The transcript is spliced from 2 exons. The coding region runs from base 1 to 1341 and encodes 446 amino acids. NCBI's taxonomy places the organism in Eukaryota, Fungi, Ascomycota, Sordariomycetes, Diaporthales, Diaporthaceae.
AUGAAGGUCCUCAACGGUUUCCACCUCAACAUGCGCAGUCUUGGCGCAUGCUUAGACGAAUCCCCGCGCUCGCAGACGGAAAUAAUCGAAAACCUGGAAUUAGGACUUGCACGACUGAGCAAAGAGUUUCCGUGGGUCACCCGCAAGGUCGUCCAAAUCGGCGAAGAAUUCAGCAUCACCGCCGCCAAGACUUCUCUGGAGCUGGUGGUGAAGGAGCUCCAAGAUGAUGUCACAGUGCCGACCUGGGACGAGCUCCGAGAAGCAGGUUUCCCGUUUCGCAUGCUCGACGAAGAUGUCGUCGCACCGUGCAAGACUAUGGUCGAGCCUUAUUCAGAGCGGCCGGUCUUGUUGGUCCAGGCCAAUUUUGUAAAAGGCGGUCUCUUGCUUACAUUCAACGCUCAGCAUGGGAGCAUGGACAUGGCUGGCCAGGCACAGGUUAUUACACUGUUCGCCAAGGCAUGUCGCAGUGAAGCCUUCACGAAGGACGAAGUGGAAACCAGCAAUAUGCGGCGGACAGACCGGAUCCCUAUAGCCGUCGACAAGACAUCAGGCUAUUCUGACUCGCCAAAGCCCAAAUCGGAAGGGUUGGUCCAGGACGUUGAAGCUAAUGCAAAGCCACGCGAACCACAGCUAAGUACGCCUUCGGACGACCUUGUGUGGGCGUACCUUGAUUUGUCUGCUGCCUCUUUGUCCAGCCUGAAGAAACUCGCCAGCCAGACUCUCACGGCAGGCGUCAGCUUCGUAUCGACAGACGAUGUACUCACCGCUUUCAUCUGGCAGUCCAUCACCCGAGCGCGACACUCCCGGCUGGAUAGCCCACGGUCAACACCGACAACACUGACCCGCAACGUCGACGUCCGCCGUCACUUUGAUCUUCCGCCCACGUACCCUGGCCUGAUGACCACCGCGACAUCACACACGUAUCCUGUCGAUGACCUAGUCAACCAGAAGUCCCUUGGCGCUGUCGCUUCUGGUCUUCGCGCGGCGUUGAGUCCCGACUCGCUCAGGAACAGUGCAGUAGUUCAAGCCACAGCCAUCUCUCGGAACAAAGGCGCAGCGGCGCAAAGGCGCAUUGCGGCGUUGAGCAACCCCAGUUUUGACGUCAGGCUCAGCUCUUGGGCGAAGGAGAAGUUGUAUGAUUUGGACUUCGGUCCUUGCCUAGGGCAGCCGGAGGCUGUGAGGAGGCCAAGAUUUGUGAAUGGUGCCAGAGAGGGACUGGUUUAUUUUCUCCCGAAAGGAAGGGAUGGGAGCAUCGUGGUCGGCAUUUGUCUGAGGGAAGAGGACAUGGAGUGUCUGAGGAUGGAUGGGGAAGUUAUUCAAUGGUCGAAGUGGAUUGGCUGA